AGGGGGAGGAGGAGGAGGAGGAGGAGGAGGAGGAGGAGGAGGAGGAGGCGGCAUGGCGGCGCGGCGGGCAUGGUGCCUCAGGCGGCUGGGGGCCAGCGGCGGGUGGCUGCUGCUGGAGGCCGGCACGCAGGUGACUAUCGGCCGAGGAUUAGAUCUCACGUACCAGCUGGUGUCAAAAACCUGUCCCUUGAUGAUCUCUCGUAACCACUGUGUUUUCCAGCAAAAUGCAGAAGGGCAGUGGACUGUCAAGGAUAACAAGAGUCUGAAUGGAGUGUGGCUUAAUAAACAGCGCCUGGAUCCUUCAAAGACCUAUCCUAUAACUGAAGGAGACCGUAUCCAGUUGGGAGUGCCUUUGGAAAACAGAGAGACUGCCGAAUAUGAGUAUGAAGUAAUUAAAGAGGAGUGGGAGAAAAUCAGACCCUAUUUAGCCCAAAGGAAUGACCUGGGGAAAGCUAAGAGUUCAAGAACUAAACGUAAAUUUAGUUUGGAGGAAUCAGAGACAUCUGGAUCAGAAGGCCCUUCAAAUUCCAGAUCCAAAAGAGACAGAGUGUCCUAUGACAGUGAACCUUUGGGGAAACCAUGUGGAAGGGUAGAAGAGGUAGAGGAGUUGGCAGAGAAGAUGGAUGUUGAGCUGCCUUCUCCUGGCUCAAGUGAGGAGGACGGUGGUCCAGUGCGUAGCAGUCCUGUGCAAGCCGAGAAAGCUGUGUCUGUCGCACCAAAGGACCAGAAGGGCUCUGUUCUUUCUCAGUCGUGGAGUGGCCUGGAAAAGCUGAGGAAAACUCUUGGAGAUAUAAAGGAGUUAAAAGUGAAAGUGCAGGAUAAACAGACAGCAGUUCUGAACGCGAAGCAAAAGCGCAGGAAGGCUGCUCAGAAGUCAAUCCUAGCAAUGGAACAGGAGCUGCAGGAAUUGCAGGAGCAGCUGUGCACAGAACAAGAGCAGCAUCAACAGCAGAUGGAAGAGCUGGAGAAGACAUUCUCCAAAGAGCAGCAGAAUCUAGAGGGAGUAAAGUGGCAACAAGGAGAAGAGAAUCUGAAGGAGCAGCUGACCCAGGUCCUGCAAGAGCAUCACGCUUUGAUGGAAGAACUGAACCGUAAUAAAAAAGAUUUCGAAGAGAUAAUUCGAGCCAAGAAUAAAGAACUGGAAGAAACCAAGGAAGAGAAGGAAAAGGUGAGAGCCCAAAAAGAGGAAGUGUUGAAUCAGAUGAAUGACGUGUUGGAGAAUGAGCUGCAGUGCACAAUCUGUUCUGAACACUUCAUUGAGGCAGUCACUCUGAACUGUGCGCACAGUUUCUGCUCCUACUGUAUCAAUGAGUGGACAAAACGCAAAGUGGAGUGCCCUAUCUGCAGGCAGGAGAUCAAGUCAAAGACGCGCUCUCUGGUGCUGGAUAACUGCAUUGAUAGGAUGGUAGAAAACCUGGAUGUGGAGAUGAGAGAGCAUCGCCUGUCCCUGAUCAGAGAGCGGAAAGGUGAGAGAGAAAUGGAAGAUGUUGGUGAACCCAGCCGAGGACAAUGACAGCAAUGUCAUUCCUUCCAUCUACCCCAUCUUGUCAGUGAGCAGCUGUGACAGUGAAGACUCUGAGGAGGAUUCUUACCAUGGUGAAAGCAACUGCAUUAUCUAAACACUAACUUUAGACUGGUUUGCCUGUGUGCUGCCAAGAACCAACCUCAUGCUAUUUGGUUUACUACUGCUGGAUGAAUGGAUUGGACAUCUGGAAGGAGAGAUUCCAUGAAGAGGCCGUAACUGAGAUGAAAAGUAGCAGCGUUUGGAAGAAGGACUUUAUUUUUUAAAUGAAUGUACAGAAGCUUAAUCUCUAAAACGGAAUUUGGAUUGUGGAAGAGCAAGCUGGUGUUAUGCUAGAUAGUUGACAUAAAACCCAGGUUACCACAAUCACUUGUGACCUCCUGGUUAGUGUGGUAUAUAUGUUUGAGUGCAUUGCUGCCCUUUCCUGAGUGAAUGGAGUGUCUUAAAUGUGUACACCAGGUCCCCUUAUUCAGCCAGCAGAGGAAAUGGCACAAGCUAUUUGAGAACUUGAUCAUUCCCACCGCCUAACAGGAGAGGUAUAUCGGAAAAACAUGCCAAUGUGGGUUUUCCUCUUGAACUUUUUGUCAGCUCCAGUCAUCCUAGGACUUUCUGGCACUAAAGUUAAAAAAGAGUGGGUUAUGGGUCAUAUCAGCUUUACGUGCUUACAUGCAUCAUAAGCUAAACUCCUGGCUUGUUUGUUCAGAUGAUGUUACUCAUUUUCUGUUGGGUAGCGAUGGAGAAGAUUAAAUCUUCCAGAAUUCCUUAGCUUGUGCCCUUUUCAUAUAGCAUCUUUGGUUUGUUCCCUUUCAGGCUUUUGCAUAAGGAGUUGUAGAAUUUUGAAGCAGCACAUCCAGAAGUUAUUAGCAGUGACUUCUAAAAGAUAUUUACUUCUUGUCGGUGCCAGAGAGGAAUUUUGGUCUCUUCAGAAGUACUGCUAGCUGAAUGAACAAAAUGUUCCAUUGGCAGGGUAGGAGAGCAGCAUCUGUAGUCAGCCACAGACAGAAGGAAGUGCUUAGGUCAAUUGUUUACAAAACGUUGCUGUUGAGCUGUGUCUUGUAUUGCCCUCACAGCAGAUAAUGCGUCCCUAAGACUGAGCAAGUCUUGCCUCAUCCUGUCGCCUAUGUGAAAUAAUACAAAAUUGUCUAUGAAAUUCAUUUCUCAGAGGUGUAUGCUUUUGACUUAGCUUUUAGUUGGAAAGCUUUUACCAUUACAUCAAUGAGAGGAGGAUGAAGAAAGCUUUUCUCAUCUGUAGUAUUUCUUUGGCUAUUUGUAUGUAUUUCUUGUUUCUUUGUCCAUUUUGUUUAAGAUGGAAAAUAUAAACCCAUUUGUGCAUUAGCCUUCCUCGGUGCAACCCCUGAGAUGUGUCUUUCUCCUAGUUACCUUAGAAUUUUUUAGAAAACCCAGAUUGUCUCAUUUUUAUGACCCUGUUUGCUUCAUGUUUUGAUUGCUUUAAGCAGUUUGACUAUUUUAAAUUUAUUUGAAAGACUGUUGUAUGCAGGAGUUGAUAAAAGACAUCCCAGCUCUUUAAGCCUGUGUUAGCAGUGGCUAUCAUAAUGGUAAUUUAGUAGGUACAAUCAUAUCUUCCACUGAAGAAAUACAACAUUAAAAAGGUGAAUGAAUGAUGAUGCUAUUCUAAGAAAGUAGUGCAUUCUGGCAGGUUUGAAUGGUAGCACAGGGGAAAAAUAUGUGAUCUGUGGGCCAGGUACCUUUCUUAAAGCCUUAAUGUAAGGUUGUUCCUGUGAAGAAGCUAUUACAUCUUGAAUUUUCUUCUUGUCCUUUUAAUGUUAGAAAAUAUAUGGGCUGUUGAAAGUUUAUUUUCUAAAUAUAUGCUCUCUAGAAUGUCAGAUAGAAGAGGGCUCCCUGAAACACUUAUGAAACAUCCUGACCUUGAAACAGGCAUUACUGUUGAAGAGGAGUAGCAGGAAAAUAUUCUGGUUACCUCAAACUGCAAAUUCUUGUAUGCUGUAUCUCUUCCAUGGUGCUUUGCUUUUUUUUUUUUUUUGGUUGUUUCAUUUUGCUAAAUAUAUUUAUUUUUGUUACGUUGGUGUUUAUGAAUAUUCUAGAAGAAGAUGGUACUUCUAGUAACAGAGCAGCUCUUUGGUAUGCUUUCUCAGUGUGUCCCCCUUUUCACUAGAAUAUAGAGAAUAUUCUUCAUAUUCUGGUGAAAAGGGAUGUGCUCAGUAUACAAGUGAUACACUAAACUGUUGCAACUGUUACCAGCAGGUGCCCCAAAAUGCAAGUGGACUACUAAACUUUUUCCACUGUUACCAAUAGCAGCAUGGAAUGUAAAGGUCCAAGGAGAGACGCUAAGUAGUAAUACUGUUUACUUGUGAAAGCAAGAUAAUAAUCAUCAAAUGAGCGAGAUGAAAUGAGCUCAGUGUGACUUCCUUUUUUCCUUCACUGAGGUUGAUUUUAAUUACAUAGCGUAUAAAUACUGGUGGGUGACCAAAGAGCAAAACUGUAACCCUAGGCUACUGGCUAGAACAGUGGAAGAACACAUUAGACGGUACACAGACUAGGUAUUUCCAUAUGAAUUGAGCAAGAUGAAAAGAAUCCUAGAAUGCUUUGAGUGAUCAUUAUUAUAAUCAUCAGAGAACUAGCAGAGAAUGGCUAAGGCACUAGAAUUCUGAAAAUAGAUGCAUCUGCCUAUCUUUAGAGAAGGAAAAGUAAGAAAGAUAUUGUAGGCCUGCCAGCUUAGUUUGAAUUCUAUAUCUUCCACCAUCCACUCAUUAUUGAAAUAAACUUUUUUUUGGUAUGCAUAUAGAAGCUAAAAUGAUUAAUGAUGAGAGUGUUCCGCUAUUCUAUGUCAGGCACAAAACAUGCUAAAAUAGUGUUAUUUUGAUAGAGAACAAGUUAAGCUGUAACUAUCUUAAAUUUUUGGCACCUUUUGAUAGUGCUUCAUACAAGCUGUGGAAAGGUGUGUGGGUGAGGCUAUUUUAAGAUCUGUUCACAACUUCGUAUAUUUCAUAAAUGAGUUUUUGGUGGUAAAAGGAUUUAAAGUGCAGAUGUUUCUCUUCCCCUCUGCAUUAUGAUCAAGCGUAAGAUUCUACACUUGUGCUCUUCUGUAGUCAAAUACAGAUUUGAAAAAUUUGGCCAGAAUUGGCCAGUUGCAGAGAGUGGGAUAAGGGAGGUAUUAGACAAUCUCCUGCUGCAAACAAAGGUAUGUAUCUGAAUGCAUAAGUGAGUAUAAGUCGUGUACCAUUAAGUGUUCCUUCAUCUAUUCAGCACUAGGAAGACCCUAGCAAUGCUUUCUCUGAUCUUAAGGACUGUGCUUCAAAGUGCAUUUGGAACAGUUGGAGAAACAAAGACGUGAAAACUCCAGUUCUCCCUCUCUUUCUGAAGAAAAAAAAAAAGGUGAGGCAGCUGUGAGUCUUCAAAUGCAUCAAAAGCUGUUUCGAAGACAGAGUAAUCUUUUUUCCAGACUUAUAGUGACUAGGACAAAAAGUAAUCAGACUUAAAAUUGCUAUAAGGAGAGUCCUGGUAGCAUUUUUUUCUACCUAAAUGUUUCAGCAAUACAGAUAAUAAAAAAACUGCAAUACUUUGGGGAGAUAUUUUAUGGUGCAGAAUAUUCAGCCCUUAAAAACAGGUCAGGCACACAUUUGAGUGAGUGUUUUUCCAUACGUUUUUCCCAGCCGCACAACCUACGAAAUCUGUAGUUCAUGAAGUACUAUUUUUUUUUUUUGUUUUGUUUUCAGAAACUUUGUUAAUCUGUAAAGGUGGUGUCUACACUACUGGAAACUAUUUUAGAAUUUAAUUGAAAAAUGCUGUUCACCUGUAUUUGGGGGAAGUAGGUGAUGUCCCAAAGUCCCUUUUCCUGUGAUUCUUUGGACCAAGUCAUUUCCUCCUCCCCGUCCCAGUGCCUGAGUUCUCUGCCUGGACUGGUCUCUUCUCUUUCUCCCACUGAGUAAGCAACACUCUCCUGUUGGCUGUGUGAGACCUUCCCUAGUAUUUGCUGCAUGGGCUCGAAGUCUGCAGACUGUAAACAUAGUUUAAGAGUGGACACAGCAUCCAGGGAAGGGUGGGGGCUUACAAAGGAGUUCCUCCUUUGUAAGUUUUUUUUUAGUGGUGCUAUUGCUGCAACCUCAGCCCUGCUUCUUAGAGUACUUUGAAGAUGGUGAGUGUAUAUGGAUCUUGUUCGUGAGGUGAGUUCUUAAAUCCAUAUUGAGUGUUAGAGUAAUUGGUUGGAAAUUACUGUUGAAGGAGGGCACAAUGGUACUGCCCUGUAUGUUGGUGGGAGUUGUCAUGAACUUCUAGUAGACAAUAUUUGCCUAUCACCAUUUCUUUUCCUUUACAAAAUCAAUCAACAACAAAUAAAACUAUCUUUCAGAUUUGGAGAAGAAUAAAACUUGAGCUACUGUGAA
Messenger RNA from Anas platyrhynchos (mallard), 5883 nucleotides. It is a transcript of the gene RNF8, whose product is annotated as ring finger protein 8. Lineage: Eukaryota; Metazoa; Chordata; Aves; Anseriformes; Anatidae. Gene Ontology annotation, biological process: ubiquitin-dependent protein catabolic process; double-strand break repair; protein K48-linked ubiquitination. Gene Ontology annotation, molecular function: ubiquitin protein ligase activity; histone binding. The record is from RefSeq and is a predicted model, not a curated record. Gene Ontology annotation, cellular component: ubiquitin ligase complex; cytosol; nucleus.